AUGCGAGUGCUUCGGGCUCCAGUCAUGCAGGCGCGUUGCGAUUUUAUCCCUCACGCAAGGACUAAUGAGCUGCAGACUCCGGAGGAGGGGAAGGAAGGAAGAGCGAUUCUGAUUUGUUGUUGGUCUCAGGGCGAGGAUGUCUAUUGGUUCAUGCGGAGCCACCGGCGUGCAAUGGUGGGCGUGGUCCCAUCUCUUCCCGAAGGGUGUGCCGUUGAGCUUCUGUCAAGGAGAAUUGCUGUUGCGAUGGGAAGCCGGGAGAUCUUGAAACUUUUCAAGUCUUUGCAUAGGACAAGGCAAAAAGUUUUCAAAAAUGACUCCAAAGCCCUAGAAGCUGUAAGAAUAAAGAUAAAUGAAGAAUUCAGAAAAAAUAAAGAUGAGGCUUCUUCUGAAAGAAUAGCUGAGCUUAUAAAAAUAGGUUCAGAUGUAGAAGUUAUACUCAGAACAUCUGUCAUUCAAGGUGUUCAUGUGGACACCAGCAAACUCUUGAUUAUUCCAAGAAAAGAAGUGCUGCUGGACAACCUGCCUUUCUGCGAUGCACCAAAACAGAAGUCAUGAAUUGGAGAGAAUAAGGCUUCAUGUUAAUUGUGCCAUGUGAUUUCUUGGUUUGCAAACUAAGAUUGCAGACUAAGAUUUCCUGUAAUAUCACUCUACACAAAGUCUUUUAAAAUGAAUAUUUAUUGUAUUUGUCUUCGGACUAAAAGCAGAAUAUACUCAGUUUUGUUGGUGGAUACUGGAAAAUACUUUGGUUUAUUAUUUUUGGAUUUGAGGCAACAUAUUUUGAGUAGAUCAAAACUAUUUUCAUGCCUUUCUAUAACAUGAAUAUCUUCAUUGGAGAAAAUACAUUUUUCAUAUGUGCUACAAACAUAUAUUCCCACCACCACUACCAAAAAGGUGCCAAUCCACUGGUAACCUUUAGUUCAGAAUUUUAAAAUGUUUUACUAUUUGGGGGCAGUGAGUUGAAUUUUGAAAUAUAAUUGGGCCUGUGAUUUUGGGGAAAGAGUGACUGAAACAUCCAAAUCAUAAAACUUUGGGUUUUUCUAACUGUCAAUGAAUAUUAAAAGGCACACAAAGUUAUAUAAUUAAAACCAGGUUUAUAUAGAUUAUUUUAAGGCGUUAUGCUUGAGGAAAGGAGUGUUGGUAGGAGUAUGUAUAGCCUUCUACAUGUCUAAGAAGUAAAUCCCACUGAAUGCAAUGGGCUAACUUGGGUAAUUUUGGUCAAGUGCAAUCUUGCUUUUAUUCUUUUGUGCAUUUCAUUUCAAAUGCUAAGGCCUGUAAAUAAAGGAAUUCAUUCAAUGGGGCUUACUCUCAGGUAAAUGGGUAUAGGAUAGCUGGCUAUGUCAACCCCACUCCUCCUACCCCACGCUCAUGUUCUCAUCAUAACAGAAGCUAAGCCUGAGGCUGUACGCAGUUGAACUUUUCUGUAUGGCUUCAGGAGUGACUUGUCCCCAUGGCAUUAAUGCUUAUCAACAUCAGUGGCAUGAUAACUGUGUAAAUAUAAUGGAAAGGGACGGAUCCUUUGAGCAAGAAAGCCUUUUUCCUAAUACAAUGCCUCUUCUGAACGGAGAGAAAAAUAUCCCCCCAAAAGGGGGAAGGAUUUGGCACAAGACUAGUUUUGACACUGAAUUGAUGAGGUCUUUUAUAUUUACUAACAGUGCAAUUCUAUGUAUGAAGUGCGACUGAGUUUAAUGGGUAUUAUUCCCAGGUAAAUAUGUACAGGAUUGCAGCCUAAACCUAUUUCCCCCCUUAAAUAUGCUCUUUGGAUUUAAUGUUUUAGUAUCUGUCCACAAAGGUGAUUGGGCAAACAUUUAUAAAUCUUAGAGGAGCCACAGCAGAUGGUGCUCUUUAUGUAAAUUAAGGAAACACGCUUUUAAAUAAGUUCAGAACUGCAUCCAAUGUGUAUUUUGUAUUCAAAUUACUGCCUUUAAUUCAAAUACAUGUUUUGUUAAAUACAGUUUUGUCCAUCUGUGUUCACUUGAAGCUUGCUCCCAAGUAAAUGCAAGUAAGAUU
This is a messenger RNA of Elgaria multicarinata webbii, 2007 nucleotides long. It is a transcript of the gene LYRM7, whose product is annotated as LYR motif containing 7. Gene Ontology annotation, cellular component: mitochondrial matrix. The transcript has 6 exons. Gene Ontology annotation, molecular function: protein folding chaperone. Lineage: Eukaryota; Metazoa; Chordata; Lepidosauria; Squamata; Anguidae. The record is from RefSeq and is a predicted model, not a curated record. Bases 1 to 555 code for a protein of 184 amino acids. Gene Ontology annotation, biological process: mitochondrial respiratory chain complex III assembly.